CCUAACCACUGUGCCACCGACGCAGGAUUUAGCAAGCACAGGUUACAAAGGUGUAGUCAUUUUCUGCCAGUCAUCUGUUCCCAACUCAGGAUAUCUGAAGCAUAUAUCUAGAGCCCUUUAAGUUAGGCGGAAUUGUAAGCGCAAAGUUUAACUGUUGGCGCACUUCGAAAUGUGGCCCAGUUGGCUGACAGUUAAUUCGAACGCCAAGCGUGUGAUAUGUUAGGCGACCAUCAUUUGGCUAUUAUUAGCCCAGCCACUAGGAAUGAGGAAAACUUCGUUGGGUUCCCUGCAAGGUACUUAGCAAUUUCUAACUAUGUUUCAAUGUCUUGUCGUCCAAUGCUAACGUUUUUGUCUUCUUUUAGUCUGGAGAAAUUAAAGAUGAGAACUCAGAGAUCGUGGAUGUCAUCAGUUGGAUUGUUUCUGACGUUGAAGAGCUGUCUGAAAACUCACUGCUUGUGGAAAUGCUCAGGCAAACUGACAGAAGUUCAUUCAAUGAUGUCUCAGAAUUGUGUGCUUCGUAUAACAAAGCUAUUAUGGAUCUCUGGCAUAUGUGGACGGAAGGGGAUGUAGUUCCUGAUUUCUACAACAGGAAGGCCUCUCGAGACCACAUACAAUUUAUACUUUUGCAAUGCUAUAAUCGGGCUGUGUCAGAUCCAGAAAAGCUAAACCAAUAUCCACCUUUCUCGCCUCAAGUUUAUGGGGAAACAUCAUUCGAACUUAUAUCCCAGAUGAUUGAUACUAUUGCAGUCGCCAGCGACGACAUAUUUAUUGAUCUUGGGAGUGGCGUAGGUCAAGUUGUCUUGCAAGUGUCUGCAUCUACUGAUGCGAAAUUUUGUUAUGGUAUUGAAAAGGCGGAGUAUCCGUCAUACUGUGCCUCAAGGUUGGAUGCAGCAUUUCGACACUGGAUGAGCUUUUACGGGAAAUCCUAUCGUCCUUACAAAUUAGAGCGUGGAGAUUUUCUAUCGUCGGAGUACCAAGAGAAGAUUAUGAGUGCUAGCGUCCUGUUUGCAAACAACUUUGCGUUUGGUCCAGAGGUUGACCACCAGUUAAAGCAGAGGUUCGCUAAUCUUAAGGAGGGAGCACGAAUCAUCUCUUCAAAAGCUUUUUGCCCAUUAAACUUCCGAAUUACCGACAGGAAUCUUGGAGAUAUUGGCUCAAUUAUGCGUGUAAGCUGCCUUAAUCCGAUCCAAGAUGCUGUUUCAUGGACUGACAAGCCAUUUAGCUAUUAUGUGCAUACGAUUGAUCGUUCUCUUUUGGAACAAUAUUUUGCUCGUUUGAAGAAUCCUAAAUCCAAAGAUGAAAAUCAAGUUCGUCGAGACCGCAAAGGUCGUAUUAUCUCUGAAGUCACUUCUAGAGAGGGUUCAUCAAACUCAUCUGCAACUAAUAAUCAGAACAAUAAUAGUAAUAGUGCUAAUCAUGUAAGAAAAAGAUCAACAAUGCUAACAAAGCAUCAUUCAACUGCUUUUCGACGUUUACCAAAACGAUCAGCAUCUCUACCUGAUGUUGCACGUAAUUCCUGUGGAAAGUCUACUACUACUGCUGUUAGCACCACCACUACUAAUAGUAGUACACCUAAUACUCUGUCUAAAAAUAAUAAUAAGUUAAGUUUAUCAAAGAAAGAAACAUCUGAUCAUCACCAUCGUCAUCAUCGACAUCGUCGUCAUCAGCAUCAUCAUCAGCAACCGCAACAACGUCUAAUGAAUGGUGGAUCAUCUAUUGUUGUACGGCGAAUGCGAUCAUGCUCUAGACAACGAUGUAAUAAUGCAAGAAAAUGGUCAUCACGGCGUAAACGAUCACAUACCCAUAGUAAUAAUAAUGGUAAUAAUGAUAAUAAUAAAGCCAAUAAAAUAUCACACAAUAGCAGUAGUAUAUCAUCGGUUGAGAAUCAUGUUGAUGGUAAUACUGAUGAUACACUUCUGCUUGAAUCUACUGUUAAUCAACAGUUAGCUUCAUUAACUGUCAAAGAAUCCGAAAUAUGCGAUCAAGAGGAUACAGGAAAACAGUUUACAUCCGAUAUUUCCACGGAUCUAUUAAAUAAUAAUAAUCCUUGUGAAAAUGAUAUAUUGUCGAAAAGCGAUGCUAUGAAACAAUCUACCCGACGGAAGAGUAAAACGCUAGCGAUUGUUACGACAACAACAACUGCUAAUAACAAUAAUAAUAAUAACAUUAGUAAUGGUAAACUUGCUUACAGUUAUUCUGUCAUCGAUGAUUGUCUCAGUGUACACUCCUUGUCGUCAUCUUCUUCUCGAGGUCAACGUGAUAGUCGAAAUUCAUCGUCAUCUCCAUAUGUCUCUUCAUUGUCAUCAGCGAAUCGAUCACCGAAUUCACAAACGGAUGAAACGCCAACUACUUUGAACAAUCCUGCAAAUAAUUAUUCACAGUCAACAUUGAGAACAAUUCAAUCGCAUAACUGUUGUAUUAUCCCACAAGAUGAUUUAGACAGAAAUAUGUCUGAUCCGUCUCCUCAUAUUCGUAUUAAAUUCAGAAUAUCAAAUUCUAGAGGGAGUCAAGAUCAUUCACGUAUUGGUCAGAUAAAGCCAGCUCCUGCUGAGGAGGACAAUAUGAAUAGUGAUGUUUUAAAUCAGGUUAAAAAUAGCAGUAGUAGUAAUAAUAAUACCACUACUACUACUACCUACAAUAGCAACGACAACAACAAGAAUAAUGGCGAUGAUGUCGAUGAAGAAGAGCUCUCGACUAGUGUUGCUAAUCGUCGUAUACUGCGUAAAUGUCGACAAGUGUCAAAUAACAAUAAUUCAUCGUAUACUACAAACAACUCUAAAAUACCAAACCAUCGAACAAUAGUUCUACGCAAACGAAUACAAAAAUCUUUGAGAAAUGCCUCAGAAAAGUCAUCAUCCUCACCAACACCAACAACAACUCAUACAAGCUAUUCUCCGAAGAAAAUAAAUACUUCCGAUACCAAUAAUAAUAAUAAUAAUAGUAAUACUAAGUUGAAAUCUACACACAAACGUUCUUCACGUGAUGACUUACAUAACAACUUGGAUAUAUUACAUAAUCAUACUGUUACACAAAUCCAGUCUAAACCAACAUUAACUCAGUAUGGAUUGAAUGAUAAACGAUUGUCAGCUUACACGUGUCAUUAUCAACCAGUGGAUGUAUAUGCAGAAAAUACUAGCAAUCCUCGUAUCACUGAUUCAACUAUAUCUGAUAUUCAUACAGGGCAUAAUAAAGCGCCUGUACCGUUAGCGCUUACCCAAUAUCUAGAAUUAACAAAACAAGUAUUUAUGGAUCAUUUUGCUAUGCUACAAUCACCUGCUUAUUCAUCAACGAUACAAUCUGAACUAGAACGUGAACGUAAUCGACAAACUGAAUUAUUAAAGCAUAUUAAAGUUUUAGAACAGUCAAUAGCAAAGUUGCAUACAGACGGUGCAGAAUUAUUGAAUCGUUUUACAAAACGCCUUGGUAUACUGAUAACUACACCGGCAGCAUUUUUCGCUCAAGCUAGAAGGCUAAUUAAACAUCAUCAUGCUUUAGAGGAGAAAAUUGCCGAAUUUCGGAAACAAAUUUCUGAGCUAACAGCAGCUAAUCAAGAAUUGGUGAAACGACAUCAAAUUGAGGCUGCGCGUUUAUUGGCAGUUGCAACAGCCAACAAAUCGGAUAAUUUUAUUCAACACAAUUCAAUGAAUAAGACGACUUGUAACAACGCCGUCAUUCCUGAUGGUAGAAUGAAUCAGUCUAGGCGAAAUAGUGGUCUGUGUUAUUAUGAUACAUCAAAUGCCUCAUACUUUAUGACUACAACUAGUAUGAGUAAUACUACUAAUAGCAUUAUCAGUAGUACCAGUAGCAGUAGUACUACUACUACUACUCGUUCUGCACUGCAUGGAUUUCCUACUCCAUUGUUGAAUAGUCAUAGUAAUGUUAGUGGUAGUGGCAGUGGUAGUUCAUCAAUAAUACCCCCGCCUCCAUCAUUGACUAAAGUAUCCUUGUGUUCUAGUGGCAGUACUAUUCAUAGUAGUGGUCAUAUCCUUCAGUCGAAUGCAUUAAUCCUUCCGCAUGAUACACUUCAAUAUUCAUCUGUUCAUAGUCGGUCUACUCCAUCAACAACUGUAUCACCUUUACUACCGUCUAAUAAAAGUAAUAUCGAUGCACCAGUUCUGUUAAAAACUCUUCAGGCAGUUAGUUCGUAUUCUCCGACAAUGCCAACAAUGACGACGAUACCACCACCACCAACAACAACGAUGUCGACUGCUGUCGGAACUGUCAGUAAUACUGCUGUUUCUGGUUGUGAUAUUAGUAAUACUGUUAUGAUGAGUAGCAAUAUGAUGAUAAAGGAUAAAAGUAAUAGUAAUCAUAGGUCUAUUCAACAAACAAAUAUACCUCCACCUCCGCCUUUACUUCCAAUGCAUAUUCCUUCUGAUAUCCGUCAAGUCAGUUGUCCCUCUUCAUCUUCUUCAACCUUUUCUAUCGAUACAUCCUCUUCGAUUACUGUUCCCUCCUCCUUGUCCUCCUCAUCUUCUUUAUCGUAUCAACCUAGACGUCGUCUUACAGAUAAGAAUGAUCCUGUCAAUCAAAGCAUUCCUUCAUUGCUUCCAGAAAUCAAUAGUAAUAGUACCUGUUAUUACACGCCAAGAACAUAUUUUGAUGUAUCGUCACACAGUAAUAAAAUCAAUCAUUUGCAUCCGAGUAAAUCAAUGCAUGCUUCUGUACAAGAUUUAAUUCUUGAUGAAUUUUCACGUCCAGCACCUGGGCUAUCAUCAUCAUCAAUGAAUAAUUAUACUACUGCUUCGAUUGAUACUAGUGGUAACGGUAACAAUGUACCUAACUCUCCUGUUUCACGUCAUCGUCGCCAUCAUCAUCGACAUAGUUCCAAUCGGCAUCAUCACCAUCACAGUCCUCAGAAAAGUGUCCAUUCUAAUCCUAUUGAUUAUAGUCAUCAGUUCAAUUUACCUCCGCGUAAACGACAUUGGGAUCCAGUUACUACCACUGACGCUUUAAUAAUUAAUCAUCAUAAUAAUACUAUUAAUGGUAUUGCCAACGGCGAUGUCCAUCAUGGUGAUGGUGCUUAUGAAGAAAAAGAAGAAGGCGGAGAAGACGGAGAUUGGUUGUCAUCGAAAUUCCCUAGAAAUAAUAAUAAUCAUUCUUGUGUAUUACCAGCACAUUGUUCAUCGCCUACUGCCUUGUCGUCAUCGUCUUCUCCAUUAAAUUCUUAUCGUGAUAUUUCCUGUUCACAAAUUAGUAAUAACAACAAUAAUAAUAAUAACAAUUUAAGUCCACCAACAUUAUCGCCAAUUUCAUUAGAUGAGUCUAGUAUUGCAACAGAUUGUUCGUUCAGUCUUGAUCGAAAUGAAGUAAAUGUCUGCUUUUCACCGUCACAUAGUACUCCUACUACUACUAAUAAUAAUAAUGAUGACAACAGAAAUAAUUCAAAUACAACUACACCGAUUAUUAAUACUACUGCUAAUUGUAUGAAUGGAUUAGGUGUCGUUCUAUCGACGCCUGUUGUUAUUACAUCAAGUGGACUGUGUAAGGACGACAACAGUGGUAUUCCUCAACUUGUAGCAGUAGAAAAUGAUGAAAUAAAAUAUUUACCACCAAUCUUAUAUUCAUCACAUGAUCAUCAGCCGACUGUACUGUCGUCUGCUGCUCAUCCUCCUCCUACCCCGACUUCUCAAACUACUACUGGUAGUAGUAGUACUCCUAGUGCUGCUCGGCCUUCUACAAGUACUACACCCUAUCCGGUUACUUCUGUUACCAUCCACUCCAACACCAAUAAUCCUUAUUAUCCUACAACAAUACCAACAACAACAAGCGCUGUGCUGAAAUAUUCAGAGAUAACAACUUCACCGGGAUUGUUUCCCUUAUCCACAUCUUCUAUUGUGAAAUAGAAACAGAGUAUCCUAUCACCGUCAACUCCUCUUUCCUCUUAGGCAUUUUUUCUUUGUUGUUGUUGUUUAUUCUCCUCCAAUUGAAAUUUGUAUUUAUUCUUUGAUUUUUUUUUCAUUUUUUCUGGCGGGUGGGGCUUUUAAACUACUUUUUAAACCAGUAAAUUGAUUUAAAAACUGUUAGGGAAAUAUCUAUUAUUAUUAUUACCUACUAUCUUUCAGAAGAAGAAUAUAUCUACCUUAUAUUAUUAUUAUAUUAUUACUGCACGCACAUCUUUCUAUCACUUAUUAUGUGUAAUAUGUAUGUAUAUAAAUGUGUACAAUUGUCUGUAUGUGUGUGUGGGAGGGGAGGGGUUACUCUCUCUCUCUCUCUUGCUGUCUCUUUCUCCCAAUGUUUACCACUCUUUGCGCACACUAUUCACUCACUCAUUCAUAUCUUAGGAAUUCAACUUUGUGCUUUUUUUCUAUUGUUGCUAGUGUUAAUAAUUCUCUUGUUGUGUCAGGUACUACUUAUUCCCUUACUAAUAACUGCAUUGUGUUUGUGUGUGUUUGUGCGGGCGUGUUUGUAUACACCCACACACACACACACCUUAUCUUUGUUAUUUCUCAAUUAAGCCAUAAACAACAAACAGUGUUUUUUUGUCAGGUGUGUUUUAUUAUUUGUUUUUCUUAGAUUUUUAUCAAAAUUUGUGUACAAGUGAGCACAACAACUCACCACCACACUCCAUAGGGCAGCUAGCUAGCUAACUAAACACAAAAUUGUGAUUUUCUGUAGGAACGCGGUGGGGGGUUCUUUAUUUCUCUGUAACUUUCAUUAUUAUUCUUAUUUCCAUCAUCAUCAUCUUUUUUUGUCAAUGGGAAAGUUUCCUUUUUUCAAUUUACUUAUUGCUUUCUUGCUUUUUUUAAUCUUUGUGUGUGUGUGUGUGUGAUUGUGGAUGUAUGACGGAGAAAAUACUUCACUAACUCUCUAUCUCUAAAUGUAUUUCUACGUAUGUAUCGAUAAAACUAGGCGAAAUUAGUAGUAUCUUACCUUUCCUUGAAAUUAUGCACGUAUUUUUUUUACUACUAUAACUAGGCUGAAUUUAUGUGAGAAAGAAAUUUUCUAAGGUUUACAUAAUAUGACUAUUUAGAAUAUCUUGUCUAUAUUUUUCUGGUUUUUCUCUCUUUUAACACCCUGUGAGUGUUGGUUGACCUUAUUCAUUUUUGAUUUCAAAAUAGGAGAGGGGCUUACUCAUUUCUAUGAUGGGUUCUUUAUUUCUUUCUGGUGUGAAAUAUGCCUGCAUGAAUAGUACUCUUACUGUUGUUAUUAUUAUGAUUAUUAUUACUAAGCGUAUCUAGGAUCAUUUCACUUUUAGCCUAUAUAUAUAACCUUCAUUUCUAGCUACCUAUGGGUAAUUAUCAGAAAGCAUUUUCUUAUAUUUAUAUGUGUUGUUCUUCUCACUAUCAUUUGUGUAUUUUAAAUCCCCCUUAUCCAUUCUUCACUCACCACACGGGAGAGAUAGACAGUAGGUCGAUGGAUUGUGUUACACAUCCACCUCAUACAAAGAUUGUCUUAGAACUCUCAUUAUUGCACAUUUCUCCUCUCUCUCUCUCUCUCUCUCCUGUUGGUGGCGGUAGUGGCACGGGGAGGUGGGGGUUAUUUUGACUACUAAAUAUUCAUUAUUAUUAGGCUUUUAUUUUACAAACAAAAAUAACCACUUUAACUCUUUAUACUACUUAUCUAAAUUUGUUAGUAAUAUAUUAUUUUAAAUAAAUAUUUUCUUUUCUUGAGAAUAGGUUUACGUCUGUGCUUAUUUGAAUAAUGAUAAUAGUUGUAUUGUUCUAGGAAGAUUUUUUACCAUUUAUAGUUAUAUCUUAGUUGUUUUGUGUGUUUUUUUUUUCAAAAUUGAAUCACCGAAUGUGUUGUUGUCAGUCAAAAGCGUGGAGGCAGUGUUUUUCUUCUCUGGAUAUGGCUGUUUGUUUGCUUGUUUUUGAAUAUUUUGUGCGUGCGGCUGUGUGUUUAUCCUCCCUCCGGUCAACCUGUCUGCCUCUUGCCUUUUCCACAUCUUACUCUUUCUCAUUUUUCCUCUGGUUUAGCAUAUACUACUAACAAUGUCGUUUUUUCUAUAAGGCUUCAUAAUACUACCAUUUGUAGUAGUAUUAAUCUAUCUAUCAGCUAGUGAAAUUCUGUGUAUAUUGAACUAUUAAUUUAUUGAGCAUUGUAAUUUCGUUUUUUUGAUGUUGCUAUUGUUGUUUUUUUUUGUACUUCACCUAUUCGUUUCUUUUAAUUUAAUUUUUUUUAAAUUCAACAGAAGUUUUUCCUAGUCAUAUUUACAAUUAUACUAUGAUUUUAACUAAUUAUUAUUAUUAUUAUUAAUCUUAUUUACAUGAUCGAUAAUGCAAAUAAAAGACUAUACGAUCACCCUGACAACAACAAACAACAACUACUACUGUUAUUUCUGCUGUUAGUGGUUCUUCUCUUUUUCAUUUCUCUCUCUUCCUAUGCGUUUAAUGAUAUUACCAAUAAAUAUAUAAAUAAAUAAAUAUUUAUUCA
This is a messenger RNA of Trichobilharzia regenti, 8376 nucleotides long. NCBI's taxonomy places the organism in Eukaryota, Metazoa, Platyhelminthes, Trematoda, Strigeidida, Schistosomatidae. The record is from the annotation of a GenBank genome assembly.